AAGCGCUGCGUCAGAGAGAGGGGCCGGCACAAAGCCGGCGAACGUCAGCGGAGCAUGCGUCACAGAGGCUGGCGCAGGGGCCGCGGAAUGUGGUCGGCGGCUCCCGGGACCCAAUUACCCAGCAAGCUCGUCGGUGACGUGUGGGCAUGCGCGGGUGGGCGUCCCUGAGGCUGUGAGAGCGCCGGGCUGUGAGGGCGGCUAUCGGCGGGCAGACCGACAGGGUAUUAAUAUUAACAGAGGACAGGAGAGCAGCUUACCUGAACCAUGUUAAGUGCAGGAAAAGAGAAUUUUCGACUGAAAAGUUACAAAAAUAACUCUCUCAAUCCUGAUGAGAUGAGAAGACGAAGGGAAGAAGAAGGGCUGCAGCUAAGGAAACAGAAACGUGAAGAACAGUUGUUCAAACGUAGAAAUGUCACACAUACAGAACAGGAAGAAGAAGAGGAAGAGGUAAUGAGUGACAGUGGAUUCCAUGAAUCACAAAUAAAUAUGGAUAUGGCUUUGACUGGAGUAAUCACCUCUGAUAUGGUGCAGAUGAUUUUCUCUAAUAAUUCUGAACAGCAGCUGGCUGCUACCCAGAAAUUUCGGAAGCUGCUUUCCAAAGAGCCGAAUCCUCCUAUAGAUGAAGUCAUCAACACACAUGGAGUGGUUGAAAGAUUUGUAGAAUUCCUCAAAAGGAGAGAAAAUUGCACAUUGCAGUUUGAAGCAGCUUGGGUGCUUACGAACAUUGCAUCAGGAAGCUCAUUACAGACCCGUGAGGUUAUUAAGGCUGGUGCAGUGCCUGUCUUUAUUGAAUUGCUAACAUCAGAUUUUGAAGAUGUGCAGGAACAGGCAAUCUGGGCCCUGGGGAACAUUGCAGGGGACAGCACCAUGUGUAGAGAUUAUGUGUUAGAUUGUAAUAUACUUCCUCCUCUCAUUCAAUUGCUGUCAAAACCCAACCGGUUGACAAUGACAAGAAAUGCUGUUUGGGCAUUAUCAAAUUUGUGCAGAGGGAAGAAUCCUCCUCCAGACUUUUCAAAGGUAUCCCCAUGUCUCAGCGUUGUAUCCUGGCUGCUAUUCCUCAACGAUAUAGAUGUAUUGGCUGAUGCCUGCUGGGCUUUGUCAUAUUUGUCUGAUGGGCCCAAUGAUAAAAUUCAAGCAGUAAUAGACUCGGGGGUUUGCAGAAGAUUAGUGGAACUACUGAUGCACUGUGACUAUAAGGUGAUCUCACCAGCUUUGCGUGCAGUAGGAAACAUUGUUACAGGUGAUGACAUACAGACUCAGGUAAUUUUAAAUUGUUCAGCUUUGCAGAGUUUAUUGCACUUACUGAGCAGUCCAAAAGAAUCAAUCAAAAAGGAAGCAUGUUGGACUAUCUCAAAUAUUACAGCAGGCAACAGAGCACAGAUACAAGCGGCAAUAGAUGCCAACAUCUUUCCAGUCCUAAUAAGCAUCCUACAGACAGCAGAAUUCCGUACAAGGAAAGAAGCAGCAUGGGCUAUUACCAAUGCAACAUCUGGUGGAACUCCUGAACAGAUCAAAUAUAUAGUGGAGUUGGGCUGCAUUAAACCAUUAUGUGACCUGCUGACCGUUAUGGAUGCAAAAAUCGUUCAGGUGUCUUUGAAUGGUUUGGAAAAUAUCCUUCGACUUGGCGAACAGGAAGCCAAACAGAAUGGAACAGGGAUAAAUCCUUAUUGUGCACUAAUAGAGGAAGCCUAUGGCUUGGACAAGAUAGAAUUUCUGCAAAGCCAUGAAAACCAGGAUGUUUAUCAAAAAGCAUUUGAUCUAAUAGAACAUUAUUUUGGUACAGAAGAGGAGGAAGAUACCACCAUUGUCCCACAAGUUGAUCUUAAUCAACAGCAAUACAUCUUUCAACCGCAUGAAGCUCAGAUGGAGGGCUUUCAACUGUAAGCAUGUUCUCAGAGAGGACUACUGACCCCACGCACGCGCACUUCUCCCAGGGCUGCUGGGACUUACAAGCUUAUGGGAGGGAGGGGGGUUUGUGGUGGGAUGAGAAAGAAAGGACCACCUCUAAACACAACAAUAAAUACACACCUAUGCUGGUAAGCUGUGCUAGUAAGAACAUGCUCAGGUGGCUGAUUAGUUCUUACUAGCAAAAGGUUGUAUUUGGUGAAUAGGGAAGCAUGUACUCGCAUACAGUACACUUUCUACAAAGCAGCAGUUGUGAACCAUACAAAAUGUUAAAUAUGAAGAUUAUAUUCUUGCGUGUAUAAUAAUGAUAUGUAUAUAAACAUUCAAAUAGGGGUUAGGGAAAUUUGAGCAAAUUUGCACCACCGGACUCUUCCAUCUUAAAUACUUGCAUCCUUUGCUGUGACUUUGUCCUUUCUAUUGUGAUGUUUAAUACUGCUGAUUUUUUUUUACAAUUCAAGCUAGUAGAAUAUUAAUGGAAGUAAACUGAUGGACUGCCUACCUAGAACUGCCAUCAAAUAAUAACUUUUCCACUUUAUCCAGUUAAUGAUACAUCAGUUAUACACAGUUGUGAUCUUUCCUCGCUGUGGUUUAAUUGAGAGAUGAUUGACCUUGCUGUUAUGGACAUAAUUUUCUGCUGCUCAGUUUUUCAUUAUAACAAAUGAGACCAGAGACUAGGUCCACUGAACCACUUUUAAUUUUAUGGCAAUCCUUAAUGUACAAGAGGUUUCAAGCAUCAUAUUUUAAAAUACUCUUGUAAAAAUUGGAUAUUUGCUGGGAUUAUAAAGCUGAGAAAGCUAUGAUUGAUAUAGAAUUAUACUGCAUCUAUAAGAAAAUCAGCAAGUCAACAAUAGGAAAUAUCCUAGCAGCAGAACUUUACAUAGUUGGUAAAUAAUAAGUCCAUUGGGGAGUCAUGGCAUAGAGGUUUAUUAUAGAACCCAUUCUAUUGUCUUUGUACGUUUAAGAUGUUUCAAAGAAAUGUGUUUAGUGUGCUGCAUACAUUAGAACCAAAAAUCAUUUGCUUGUUCAGCUUACUUAAAAUUAAUUCGUCACUUGGGUGCAAUGUUCUGGGCAAUAUAACUGCCAUUCUUUCCAGAGCAAGAUUAUUAACUAGGUUCCACCAGCCAGUUCUUUUUUCCCCUUUUUAAAAACAAAGCCUUCCUCAGCUUUUUUUUUACUUCUGGAGUUAGCUUGCAGCAUAAUUCAGUUAAUAUAUCAAGUUCAGACUCAAGAGAAGUAUGAACUGAAGAAACAGUUUGCACACAAAAAAAAAAUCUGGAAAACAAUCAGAAUCAGAAUAGCGUUAUCACCAAAAUUACUUGCAGCAGGCAAUGUGAUUUGUUUUUUUAUUGAAGGAGAAAUCUUUUGGUGCAACAAAAUCAUAUUCAUCCCAUUAAACUUGCCCUGAUCAUUUAUUUCUCUUUAUUGCUGCCAGCAUUAAUCAUUUAGGUAGUAUACAAUUUCAAAAGAUGUAGACUGCUGGUUGAGGUUUGAGAACUAAAAGUUUGAAUACGGGCAUCAUGUCAAUGCUUGCACAUGUAAAUAAAUGUCAAGGAAUGGUUCUUGCAGCACAGAUAAUUCACAAUCCUUGUAUUUGGUUUGCUGUUUUUUCAUAGUUGUGGAAAUGUAGAUGAUUAGUACAAUUUUGUGCCCAUUGGUACUUGUUACUAUUUCUUCCAAGGAUAUAAAUUUGCACUGGUCCAAGAUACAAUUGUAAUAAAGUAGAGGUACCCUGCUUUGAAAAUCUGACUUAAGUAUGAGAUUUACUUUUUGAAGAUUUCUUUUCUGCAAUCAGUGAUUGAAGCCAGUUAAUUUGCAUAUGUUAAGAUGCAUAUGUUGUGUGACAAAAGACACAUGAGCAAUUUGUUGUCUGGUCCUUCACUGAUUAAGGUAUAGGGCAUGGCUCAGUAGUAAUUUUCUGUGCCCCUUUUUCUUUUAGGCCAAGAUUUGAGAGUAGAUCACUAUCUUUUUACAAGAUUUAACUUAAAUCAACAUUUGAACAAAGUGAACAGAUUGAAUUAUCAGAUCCUCAUUCUGACAUUCUGUUCUACUCCAACUUUAGCAUAGAUUUUAUCUAUUGACUAAUCUGGUUUCUCUUCCCUCCAUUAUGAAAUGGCAGCUGUGGUUCACUACUUUCUUUUAACAGCACAAUUUCAGUAUUAAUGAUUCCACUAGGCAGUAGUUUUAAAAUAUUAGGUUAUAAUUUACUCUGGCAAAAAUUGGUUACUUUAUUACAAAGAAUCCAAUCUAUGAUACAGUGGGAUUAAUAUAGCAUCUUGGCAGAUGGGAUGUGCAUUACAGCCUUGAACAAAGAUUGCACAUCUAAUUCAGGUCCAAACAAAAUUUCCAGUUGUAAUUUUUAUUUAUUAUAUUUGGACAUGCUUUUCUCGGUAUUGUCCAGUUUUAAAAGCAUCCUAAACAAAAGUGUUAGCAUGAGGAUUGUAUGUGAAAAUUUUCAACAGGUUAAUCUGAUUAGAAAGGUUUAUUGAUUAUGACCAAAUAGAAUUCCUGCACUUACUAGUUUAAAGAACAACUUUACACUCUAAAUGUGUAUCCUAAAAAUAUAUUUAUCUUAAAGUAUUUCUUUUGUAAAUGUUGUUUUGAAAAUCUAUCUCAUCAUUUUUAUUUCAUGUUGCACUCUGUUGGACCAGUCUUAUUCUAUUUCUGUGAUUGACAGGAAACUAAAGACAAUUUGAGGGAGAAACUUUUUUUGUCCAUAUAAUUGUUUUUUUUUUAUUUUUAUAAUGUGAAAUGUUUGACAAAAAAGCUUUAUGCCAAGAAGUUCGAUGGUAUACCCAAGUAAAUAAUUUUAUUCUGACAAGCUGUGUGUCCCUUAUUAAGGUAACGACAAUGCAUGUUUUGUAUCUUUAAGAACUGAUCUAUAGAUAACAUAAAUUUAAUUUCACAUCGUUCUUUACACAAAAUUUUUCCGUUUAUCCAUGGGAUAAUUUUUUUGGCGAAGAAAACAUGUUUGGCAAUAAGGUGAAGAUUCAGUUGUUUACAUUUUGUGCAUUGUUUUAAUAAGGGAUUAAUUGGUUAUCAUGCUUAAAAAGUUAAUAGUCUGAAGCAAGAAUUCAGCAGCACCUAUUAGAACAUGAUUUUCUCGUGUUAUGAAUUCAAACUUGUUAUGUUUUCAGGAACAUGAGUUUAAUAUUCCUUGGGCACUUGAGCUGUCCACUUGUCGAAUUUGAUAGUUUGUUAAAACAGUAUGAGUUUAGCGCUUUUGCUUUUCAAUGACUGAUUACCCGAAAAUAGCACAGGUUUGCCAUAUGGUGCACAAUGAAAAAUUAAUAAAUAUUAUUUCUAGGUGACUGUUUGAAAUGCAAAGUGUGGGUUAUUGAACCAGUUAAUUUCAUCCUUGAAAGCAGAAGUUUGUUUUGAUUGCAUUUUUUUAACAAGGAGAUUCCCAUUUCGCUUGUGCAGAGACUUACAGAUUAAAUUAUUAAAGUAUGUUUAUUUCAUCACCUAGGAUUUGGGUUUUGAUCCACACAUUUUUCAUCUGAAAAGUUUGUCUAAAUAACCCAAAGCAAAUAUGCUUGUUUCUUGAAAUCGGGUCUAUAGCUUCAAACAAAUGUUAAAUUUUGUAGUCCUGCUAAGUGCUCAUAGAGGUAGUGUGGUAGAGGAUAAUAUCAUGAAUUACUAAGCUUCUGAUAAUUACUCUUUAUAGCUAGGUUGUAAAUUGAGAAUAUGGUGAAUUGCUCACCGCGCGCCCCCCCCCCCCCCCAAAGCACAUGCACUUUUUUUGAAGUUUAGUAUCUGGGUGAUCUGGUGUUUAUAAGUAACUGCUGUACAGUUUUGAUAUAAUAGGAAUUUGUUUCAUUUUUUAAAACUUUGCUUUCACAAAUGAAUAGAACAGCCCCUUUUAGAUAUGACUUUUUUUUGCUUCUUUGAUCCAUUUUGGAACUUAUUCUGUAUCUGAAAUAACCUUAAAAUAUUUUCAAAGAUGCUAUUCUUCUUAGUGUAACUGUGGCUGAUAUAUAAAUAUUAGUGUACACCAGUGCUGCAUCAUUAAGAUGUGCUUAAGGUUAUUUUAUUAUCCUGUUUAACGUUUUGAAAUUUGGAUAAGUUUUUUUUACACUUGAGAGCACAAUGCAGCAUUAGAAAUUGUUUAUGUGCAUUAUUUUCUUACUAAAUUUACUUUGUAUGUGUGUUGUACUCCCUCUUCAUAAUCAGGUUUAUUAUCACUGACUUGUAUGUCGUGAAAUUUGUUGUUUUGUGGCAGCAGUAAAGUGAAAAGACAUAAAAUUACUAUAAAUUACAAAAUAAAUAGUGCAAAACAAAAAGGAAUAAUGAAGUAGUGUUCAUGGACCAUUCAGAAAUCUGAUGGCAGAGGGGAAGAAGCUGUUCCUAAAUCGUUGAGUAUGGGUC
Molecule: messenger RNA, 6270 nt
Organism: Pristis pectinata (smalltooth sawfish)
Lineage: Eukaryota; Metazoa; Chordata; Chondrichthyes; Rhinopristiformes; Pristidae
Product: importin subunit alpha-5
Exons: 14
Coding region: 265-1884 (539 amino acids)
Biological process (GO): NLS-bearing protein import into nucleus; postsynapse to nucleus signaling pathway
Cellular component (GO): cytoplasm; nucleoplasm; nucleus
Molecular function (GO): nuclear import signal receptor activity; protein binding
Source: RefSeq, a predicted model, not a curated record